ACUGUGCGGGGUGCGGGGCCGCCUUGGAGGGGAGCGGACCUGGCGGAAGAAGCUCAGGGAGAAGCUGCCUUGGAGGUGCUGUGCUCAAACUGGCUGGGACGCUGAGGUUGCAGGAAAUGCUGUCCUUCUCAGAUGUGGCUAUUGAGUUCUCUCCAGAAGAGAGGGAAUGUCUGGAGCCUGCUCAGUGGAAUCUGUACAGGGAUGUGAUGUUGGAGAAUUACAGCCACCUUGAAUUCCUGGGUCUUGCUGUGCCUAAGCCACACCUGGUGACAUUUCUGGAGCAAAGACCAGACCCUUCAGAUGGGAAGAGACAAGCAGCAGCCACCGGGCACCCAGGAACAAUGCCUGAAGAUUAUAGCAUUUUCUCCAAGUCCAUUGAUUAUAACUCACAAUAUAUUCAAUGCCGGAGAAUUCAUUCAAGGGAGAAACCCUUCAAGUGUGAAGAAUGUGGUAAGGGCCUUAGUUCUCACAGAACUCUUUCCAUGCACCAGAGACUUCAUACUGGAGAAAAACCCUACACGUGUAAAGUAUGUCACAAGGCCUUCAAUACUCGCUCAUCACUUUUUAUACACCAGAAAAAUCAUACUGAGGAAAAAAACUACAAGUGUGGAGAAUGUGGCAGAUCAUUUUAUUAUCUUUCAGUGCUGAAGCAACAUCAAAGGAUUCAUUCUGGAGAGAAAACCUACAAAUGCGAAGAAUGUGGUAGGUAUUUUUGCUCAUUUUCAUACCUUAGACGACAUCAAAGAAAACAUACUGGAGAGAAACCAUACAAGUGUGAGAAGUGUGGCAAGUGUUUUGGCUUCACUUCAUUUCUUCGGCAACAUCAAGCAAUUCACUGUGAAGACAGACACUACAAUUGUAUGGACUGUGGCAGAAGCUUUAACUCUCUUAUAUACCUUAGACGACAUCAAACGAUCCAUUCAGCAGACAGUCCUUAUACCUGUGUUCACUGCGGCAAAUGGUUUUUCUAUUCCAGGGAUCUUCAGGAUCAUCAAACAGUUCACACCGGAGAGAAAACCUACAAGUGUGACAAAUGUCACAAAGCCUUUCAUUAUCAGUCAUCCCUUAAGACACACAAGAAAGUUCAUAUGGAAGAGAAACCCUACAAGUGUGAAGAGUGUGACAAAGCCUUUCAUUAUCACUCAUCCCUUUGGAGACACAAGAAAGUUCAUAAUGGAAUGAAACCCUACAAAUGUAAAGAGUGUGACAGAUGUUUUAACUCAUCUGUAUCCCUUAGACAACAUCAAACAAUCCAUUCUGAAGACAGUUGUUAUACCUGUGUACAUUGCAGCAAAAGGUUUUCAAAUUCAAAAUAUCUUCAGGAUCACCAAAGAAUUCAUACUGGAGAGAAACCCUACAAGUGUGAAGAAUGUCACAAAGCCUUUCAUUAUCAGUCAUCUCUUAGGAGACACAAGAAACUUCAUACUGGAGAAAAAACCCUUCAAGUGUUGAGAAUGUCACAAAACCUUUCAUCUUAAGUCAUCUCUCAGUAGACACAAGACACUUCAUACUGGAGAGAAACCCUACAAGUGUAAAGACUGUGACAUGUUUUUCUUCAUCUUCAUCCUUUCUAUGGCAUAAAAGAAAUCAUCAUACUGUAGAGAAACCCUAAAAUUGUGGGGAAUGUAGCAAAGACUUCAUUAAUCUUAAUAUCCUUAUUCAAUUCAUGUUAUAGUUAAUACAGGGUAUAAAUCCAUCAAACGUCUUAAAAAGUUUACUUCUUCAAACCUGAAACCACAUCAGAUGAUUCAGCCAGCAAACUUCAUGAGUGUGUGAAAUGUGGUAAAAUCUUUGUUAGCAAAUCAGGUAUUAUCCACCUGAAAUAAGUUCACCAUUUUGGAAUGUCAACAUCAGCAUGUAGCUUACAAGAGCACGAAUACUAAGAAUGUCAUCAGAGAACAGCAGAGACUUCUCUUUGCUGCAACUCCCAACAGUUUGUUCAAGCAGUGUGUUUGAAACUUGCCAUUAUUAAUAAGUCUCUAUCUUCUGUAACUAUAAAUGCUCCAUGAAACCUUUACCAUGUCAUAGCUUUGUCCAUUGGUUGCCCAGAAUAUGAGAUCUGGGCUGUAGCAUAGUUACUGUUGUUUUUCCCAGUAGACUCAUACAAGCUGUUGUAAUUCCUCUUUGGUGUGAGAAGCUCUGCCUCUCUGAGCUAGCAGAUUUUCACUCAGCAUUUGAAUCUAUAUUGGUAAUCCUUAUUGGUAAAAUAAAAGCACAGAGACAGAGCUAAAACUGUAUUAAUACUCUUGCCAUCUAAGAUAUCCACAGCAAGGCAGCAGCUGUGGCUGCAGAGGUGCCGUCAUCAGCUGAGGCAGUGAUAGUUUCAGGUGCAGCUGCUUUUCCUCAGAUAAAAACAGCAGUGCCUGUAGAGCAACAAUGGCAUUAAAGCUCUGGGGUAACCAAUCAUUUGCUGACUGCAUUUGAAGCUCCUUCUACAAACUGUAACUCAUGUGAUGUUAAUUUGUGAUAAACCUGUGCCUGACUGGGUGAUAAGUCCUAGGGAGGAUUUAAUGCUGUCAUUCUAAUGAGUGGACAAUAACUAAAUGAACCCAAGUUCUCAACUUUAUACCCACAGUCAGGCACCUCUCAACCCUCCCCAGAAUGUAUUAAUCGUGUGGUAGAUGGAGAAGACAAAUGAUCAAAGUGUGAAGAAUAUUCAUCUGUGGAGGGUCCUAAUCCAUAGGUGAUACUGUAUCACACAUUGUAAGUGAUUUCCCUUGCACACAUCUAAAGCCAAAAGUCAUGGAGAAGAGUUGGGAAGAAUGUCAGAGCCAGGUAUAGUAGAUGUGUGCCCUGAAGCAGUAGAGAUGUUGAGACAUUUCUAGAACAGUGAAACAUUGAUAGAAAUGCUAAUACCAUUUAAUGUAUGUAUAUUCUGUGACUAUGACUAUGUGGAUAACACAUAAGCUGAACCCCAGCAUACAACAAGCAUGGGUGCAUAAGGCCCUCACUGUCUCACCUCAGUGGAGGAGCUCUUGGCAAUUGCUGACUCCUAAGGAAGACAAUCAACCUGGUUACCUUCCAGGUUCCACUCAACUCUCCUACACCCGUAAACAUUGAGGAAACACUAAGUGCAUUGAAGAAAUAACAAAGAAAAGGCCCGCCAUGUUGUGAGAGCAACGUGUUUUCAAGGGUAAGAAGUAAUAGAUGAAGGAAUAUGGAACUUUAAGUAAAAGAUGCAACGUGCAUGUAUUAAAUUCUCCCCAAAUAUCAUUUUAAAGUUUGUUGGUUUUGUACAUGUCCAAACUUAUUUUAGCAGUGAUUACAGUACCUGAAUCUGGCUGUCAUGAAGUUUACAGUGGAUCAGCACCCUUACAGGGAAGGCCUCACGAGGGAGCAAGUGAGAGGACUCCCCGAAGGGCUCAGAUGCAGGGACUAAGAAGCUCUGCAUCAGUGUAACCUCAGGGAAGAGACAGGGAUGGCUUUGCAGGGAUGAGAUGCAGCCAGAGUCACCUUGUAUCCUCCCCUUGACUUUGUCAUGCCUACAACAGAGGAACGAUGUACAGUGGCUUCUCCACCCUCCCCUCUCUCCUACAUCCACAGUGAUCACAGCUGCCUUAGUUCCUGCUCAUCCAUCAUCAUUAAAGUUGGGAAACCACUGUAGCUGUCAAGUGAACUUGAUAGGUAGAAAGUUACACAUCCUAUAAUUCCUAUCAUUGAGUUUUAAAACAGUUCAUUAGCAUGUAAAUGCGCAAAUUAGAGGAAACAGAGAAAAGUGCUUCUACCUCCCAAUUCCAUCUCAGUUAAUAACCCAGAAAGACUGUGGUAAGGCUCUGUUUUUAAAAAUGUCUAAGAUGUGGUCAGCAAGGCACCUAGUAAAAAAUGCUGGGCUUGCUAUGUAUGUGAGUCAGUAUUUUCUUCCUGCUUGGAGUCUCUGCAGACCUGGGUAUCGAUUUCCUCAUGACACAGAGGGAGGUUUCCUUAUGAGUAGAAAUGGCCUUAAUGGAUAUAUGUUUAUUCUACAAGAGUAUGAUUUUUUUUCAGAGCUGCUAUCUGUAGAAUAAAGGAUCAGCUUAUGUGAGGACUAUUGCAGAGACACAGUCUCAGGAGUAGAGAGUAUAGCAGAGAUUCACAAGCUCAGGGAAAAAUAAUAUAGCAAAGGCUCAUGCUGUCAGAGUAGAUAGUAUAGAAGAGAACAAACACACUCAGAAGUAAAUAGUAUAGCAGAGACUCAUAAACUCAGUGGGAUUUUCUCAUUUCUCUUAAAUUUAAAACCCCUUUAUUUUGAAAGAAAAAUAAAUUCAUAUGUGAAAAUUAGGAUCUAAAAACUACAGUGUUGUGGACUAUUUAGAAAAAAGAUGUGUUUCUUUUGUCUAUGACAUUAACUGUGUAAGGUUGUUACAUUUGCAGAUACUACCUUGUUAAAAAUGUAAGGAUGCCUUGUAUCUGCUUCAGCUUGUGACCUAAGGCACCUGAUUAAUAAAACAUAGAACGUCUGAUA
Messenger RNA from Arvicola amphibius (Eurasian water vole), 4441 nucleotides. Its product is annotated as zinc finger protein 58-like. The coding region runs from base 117 to 1478 and encodes 453 amino acids. Lineage: Eukaryota; Metazoa; Chordata; Mammalia; Rodentia; Cricetidae. The transcript is spliced from 4 exons. Gene Ontology annotation, molecular function: RNA polymerase II cis-regulatory region sequence-specific DNA binding; DNA-binding transcription factor activity, RNA polymerase II-specific. The record is from RefSeq and is a predicted model, not a curated record. Gene Ontology annotation, biological process: regulation of transcription by RNA polymerase II.